Dreissena polymorpha is the source of this 3133-nucleotide messenger RNA. RefSeq names its product speedy protein 1-B-like. Lineage: Eukaryota; Metazoa; Mollusca; Bivalvia; Myida; Dreissenidae. The transcript is spliced from 6 exons. Bases 109 to 1140 code for a protein of 343 amino acids. Gene Ontology annotation, biological process: positive regulation of cyclin-dependent protein serine/threonine kinase activity. The record is from RefSeq and is a predicted model, not a curated record. Gene Ontology annotation, molecular function: protein kinase binding.
UAAAAAUAUUGCAGACGAUUCCAUUUAGAUCUACCAUUUAUCAGCUGUCUUGGGGUCAGAAAAGAAACUUGGUGGACGGUUGACCCAAUCCUUGUAAUACCUUCAUAAAUGUCAUCGAGUAAAAACCAGAAUGGAGAGAAUACAUAUAAGAACGUCAAUUUCAGACCGGCUUUUCAGAGGCAUCCAAAGAAAAAUGCUUUAAAACGACAUUUAGAUCAAAGUUAUGAGACUGACAACGUUAAAACAGAAAAUGUGAUUGUGCAACCAGCGCAGCCUGAAAAUCAUUCAGCAAAGCGAUUGAAGAGUGAUUGGGACUUGCUGUUUUUCAAUCACGAAAGAAAUGCGUUAAAUAUUUUUCGCGUUCCUAUGCAGGAGACACCACCAGUGCCCAAAACCUUUGAAACUGGACAUACCAAUGGGUUUUCCAAGAUUAAAAAGAGGAAAAGUUUUCUUGUCACAGGAAAAGAAAUGAAAAGUUUUUUUCAUCUUCUCGAAGAUGAUGUUAUUAAAGACUUUCUUCACAGAGACAAAUGCCUGAAGAUAACAGACAAGUACCUUAUAGCAAUGGUGUUUGCAUAUUUCAAGAGGGCUGAGUUCAAAAUCAGAGAAUAUACAAGAAUGAACUUUUUUGUGGCUCUGUACUUGGCCAAUGAUAUGGAGGAGGAUGAGGAAGAACUCAAGUAUGAGAUAUUCCCUUGGGCUCUCGGUGACAACUGGAGGGACAGAUUCCCAAAAUUUCUCCUUAAACGAGACAGGCUAUGGGCUCGAAUAGAUCAUAGAGCAGUUGUUAGUAGAUGCUGUGCCGAUCAGAUCAUGGCUAUUGAACCAGAUCAUCUAAUGUGGAGCAGAGGCAGACCGGAACAUCAUGCUGGAGCCCAGCGCAGCUAUCUUAAGCAUGAAGAUGAGGAUGGUUUCCCCCAUGGCCCUAGUUCAUCUCCCCGUCCUUGCCUUGAAUGCGAUACUGAUAGCCAGUAUGACUCUGCAAGUCCACACAGUGUGUCUUGGUAUGUUUCAUCAGGGCAGUCAACGCCAGACAAUGGAGAGGAAUUCAUUGAAAAGCCAGGAAAAACACAGUCUACAUUUGAUAUGAAAGGACUGAAGAGAAUACUGACAGAUGAUUGGCCAGUACCCGAGGAGUAGUUGAAGAAGGAAACAAAAAAGGCAUAAUUCCAUAGAAAAUAUCAUUUUGAUUGUAAUCAAAUGACUUGUAAUAUUUAUUUGUUAAGAAAUUGUUUGGUCUGGUUGACAAAAUAGUUUUAAGAAUUAACUGUACAAUUAAGUUAUUUUUGUGUUGACUCAUGUGCAGCCUAAUGCAGUGGAAUAAAAUAUUCUUUAGCCGAAAUGUUAAUCAUAAUCAACAUUUAUUUGUUAAGUUUUAAGGUAUGCAUACAAAAUGUCAAUCAGACUCAAGGCUGAGAUUAUAACUGUAGUCAUGAUGCAUACACUUGUCAAUCAGGUUCUUGGCUGAUCUUUUAACUGUAGUCAUAAUGCAUACAAUUGUCAAUCAGUCUCUAGGCUGAGAUUACAACUGUAGUCAUGGUUCUUACAAUUGUCAUUCAGACUCUUGGCUGAUAUAACUGUAGUCAUGAUGCAUACAAUUGUCAUAUAUAUAGAGAUCACUGACAGAUGAUUGGCCAGUACGCGAGGAGUAGUUGAAGAGGGAAACAAAAAAGGCAAGAAAAUAUCAUUUUGAUUGUAAUCAAAUGACUUGUAAUAUUUAUUUGUUAAGAAAUUGUUUGGUCUGGUUGACAAAAUAGUUUUAAGAAUUAACUGUACAAUUAAGUUAUUUUUGUGUUUACUAAUGUUCAGCCUAAUGCAGUGGAAUAAAAUAUUCUUUAGCGGAAAUGUAAAUCAUAAUCAACAUUUAUUUGCUAAGUUUUAAGGUAUGCAUACAAAAUGUCAAUAAUGCUCUAGGCUGAGAUUAUAAUUGUAGUCAUGGUUCUUACAAUUGUCAUUCAGACUCUUGGCUGAUAUUAUAACUGUAGUCAUGAUGCAUACAAUUGUCAAUCAGGCUCUUGGCUGAUAUUAUAACUGUAGGCAUGAUGCAUACAAUUGUCAUUCAGGCUCUUGGCUGAUAUUAUAACUGUAGUCAUGAUGCAUACACUUGUCAAUCAGGCUCUUGGCUGAUAUUAUAACUGUAGGCAUGAUGCAUACAAUUGUCAUUCAGACUCUUGGCUGAUAUUAAAACUGUAGUCAUGAUUCAUACAAUUGACAUUCACGCUCUUGCCUGAUAUUUUAACUGUAGGCAUGAUGCAUACAAUUGUCAUUCAGACUCUUGGCUGAUAUUUUAAUUGUAGUCAUUUUAAUUGUAGUCAUGAUGCAUACAAUUGUCAAUCAGGCUCUUGGCUGAGAUUAUAACUGUAGUCAUGAUGCAUACAAUUGUCACUCAGACGAUUUGCUGAGAUGAUAACUGUAGUCAUGAUGCAUACAAUUGUCAUUCAGACUCUUGGCUGAUAUUUUAACUGUAGUCAUGACGCAUACAAUUGUCAUUCAGACGAUUUGCUGAGAUUAUAACUGUAGGCAUGAUGCAUACAAUUGUCAAUCAGGCUCUUGGCUGAGAUUAAAACUGUAGUCAUGAUGCAUACAAUUGUCAUUCAGGCUUUUGUCUGAGAUUAUAACUGUAGUCAUGAUGCAUACAAUUGUCAUUCAGACAAUUUGCCUCGAUUAAAACUGUAGUCAUAAUGCAUACAAUUGUCAUUCAGGCUCUUGGCUGAGAUUAUAACUGUAGACAUGAUGCAUACAAUUGUCAAUCCGGCUCUUGGCUGAGAUUAAAACUGUAGUCAUGAUGCAUACAAUUGUCAUUCAGACACUUGGCUGAGAUUAUAACUGUAGUCAUGAUGCAUACAAUUGUCAUUCAGAUGUUUUGCUGAGAUUAUAACUGUAGUCAUGAUGCAUACAAUUGUCAUUCAGAUGUUUUGCUGAGAUUAUAACUGUAGUCAUGAUGCAUACAAUUGUCAUUCAGAUGUUUUGCUGAGAUUAUAACUGUAGUCAUGAUGCAUACAAUUGUCAUUCAGAUGUUUUGCUGAGAUUAUAACUGUAGUCAUGAUGCAUACAAUUGUCAUUCAGAUGUUUUGCUGAGAUUAUAACUGUAGUCAUGAUUUAUUUCCCUUGAUAAUACUGUUGUCAUGUUUAA